Messenger RNA from Rubroshorea leprosula, 1215 nucleotides. The record is from the annotation of a GenBank genome assembly. Lineage: Eukaryota; Viridiplantae; Streptophyta; Magnoliopsida; Malvales; Dipterocarpaceae.
AUGGUAAAGCCCUUCGAUUUUAAAGCAUGUUUUAAACUGUUUUUGAGAUGGUGGCAAGGUUUAAAUUGAUUUUAAAUUGAUUUUAUCAGCAUUUGAAUGUGAUUAAACUGAAAUGGAAAUUGUGAUGAUUUUCAUGAGAAUUUCCUUGUUUUUUCGAAAUUGAGCAUGAUUGGAAUGAAAAUGAGGAUUUUAUUGAUUUUCUGGAAAUGAGCAUGAUUGAGAAAUGAAAAUGAAAAUUUCAUUGUUUUUCUGGAGUUGAGCAUGCCUAUUUGAGAAUUGACUGAACUGCUUUGAUGAACUGAGAAUUUUGUAAAUGUUGAGUUUUCUGUUAAAUCCAUGCCCGCAUGGAAAUUUUCCGGUUUGUGUUGAAAUUCGGGAUUGAUUGUGAAAUUGGGGUUUUUCUGUAAAUCCUGCAUGGUUUUGUCUCGAAUUUAGUCAUGAUUACUGACGCCCGUUAGUGGGAGCUGUAAACGCUAGCACAUGUCGACAUGUAUUUUUGUAGAACCGGUUCACCCUGCCAAUGGGGUUAAACAUUGGGCAUUACUGACGCCUGCCAGUGGGAGUUGUAAACACUGGUACUAUUACUGACGCCUGCCAAUGGGAGUUUGUAAACAUUGGUACUUCUGAAACCCUACCAAUGGGGUUAAACAUUGGUAAUAUUACUGAUGCCUGCCAGUGGGAGUUUGUAAACACUGGUACUAUUACUGACGCUUGCUAGUGGGAGUGUGUUAAACACUGGCCAUGACUUAUGGAUGAGACUACUAAACUGAGUUUUAUUCUGCAUGAACGGUUUGUCAUGAAUGCUUUGCAAUUGAACUGAAUCUGAUUUUGUCACUGAGCGUUUCGGUUAUAUUAAACUGUUUAUCUAACAUGCUUAAAAGUUUUACCCAAGGGCUAUCCAUAUUUACUUACUGAGUUAUCUCAUAGUUUUCCUUGUCCACCAUUUCAGGAAGCGAAACCGAGGACGGGGAAACUGAGGGGAGUGACGAAUUAGAAGGCUAGCCAUUCAAUUGGGGUAUAAGUUUUAGAUUUUAUCAUCCUUUUGUAAGGUUGAUUUUAUUCAUGAGAUUUUGUGAUUUGGAUAAGUUCCGAGCCUUGUGCAUUCGUGGGAUCUGUUCACGGGUGCACGGCGUCUACCACGUUUUCAGAUUUGGGUUCUGGGACGUGACACAUAAUCACAAAUUAUUAUAUUGAAAGAGCUCACCCCAAUAUUUA